Messenger RNA from Monascus purpureus, 1022 nucleotides. NCBI's taxonomy places the organism in Eukaryota, Fungi, Ascomycota, Eurotiomycetes, Eurotiales, Aspergillaceae. The record is from the annotation of a GenBank genome assembly.
UGCUGCUUAUUUACAUCUUCCUGCUUGUAAAUCCUGCAUCUAGCUCUGUCUGGUUGCUCAUCCUGGACAACUGUGGUCCUCUGGUUUACAGUGUAGAUGCCAUCAAGCCCUCAGACCAUGACGGUCCACAGCAGCACACAUGACGGCAUGGCCAACUGGCCUGUCGACAACAGGGUCGUUUUCUUCUUCGAUAUUGACAAUUGUCUCUAUUCCAGAAGUGAGAAAGCCACCGUUGCUUCAAUAGGAAAUGACGGGAAAUGACGGCAACGCUGACGCCCUCGACACCUACAGAGGCCAACGUGCACGAUGCAAUGAAAGUUCUGAUAAACAAGUUCUUCGUCACUCAUCUGGAGCUCAGUCCCCAUGAGGCCACUGCUCUCCAUGCCAAAUACUACAAGGAAUAUGGCCUUGCUAUUGAAGGUCUCACGCGCCAUCAUACAAUCGAUCCCCUUGAGUUCAACCGUGAGGUGGAUGACGCCUUGCCCCUAGAGAAGCUCCUGCGUCCAGACCCGAUGCUGCGGGAACUGCUCGAGAGUAUAGACACGACGAAGGUGAAGCUAUGGCUCUUGACGAAUGCAUAUAUCAACCAUGCCAAGAGGGUAAUAAAGUUGCUGAAUGUGGAGGAUCUGUUUGAGGGGGUAACCUACUGUGACUAUGGUCACCUACCUUUGGUGUGUAAACCCCGUCAGGAAAUGUACGAGAAGGCCGAGAGAGAAGCUGGUGCACCGAGUACGAGUCAUUGUUAUUUUGUCGACGAUUCCCAUUUGAACUGUAAACAUGCCCAGGCUCGUGGCUGGACCACUGCUCAUCUCGUGGAACCGGGUCUUCCUGAACCACGCAUACCAGCGUCUAGAUACCUGAUACGAAAUCUUGAGGAAUUGAGAACCAUCUUCCCCGGUUUCUUUAAACCAUAAUGCCGAGUGGGUGUGAGUCUGCUUUUCAUAGGCACGAUAAGGACUGCUACAUACGCAUAGAAUCAUGUUCAUAGAUGUUACGAAAUGAGACCUGGAAUAACAGUCUCC